This is a messenger RNA of Parascedosporium putredinis, 1206 nucleotides long. The record is from the annotation of a GenBank genome assembly. NCBI's taxonomy places the organism in Eukaryota, Fungi, Ascomycota, Sordariomycetes, Microascales, Microascaceae.
AUGGCUAACCGUUUACUCCAAUCUCUCCCCAUGAGGCAUGGCGUCCAGAUGCCGGGAGCCAGGGCGUCGCGACAACUCCACGGCCGGGCUUCUUCACUGACAGGCAUCUCCGGCGUCGUGGGCUAUACUGCCUACCUCUACUUUGACUACUUCAACGCGUCCCAGUUCACGAGGUUCCCCAAGCCCGUCGCCAAGUCCCUGCGUCGCGCCCUCUACUACACCAACAUCAAGCCCGACCCCAAGCUCGCCCACAAGAAUUACAAGCGCGCCCUCGAGCAGUGCAAUGAGGCGGGAUUGGAUCCCUUCUCCGACGAAGUUCUCGGCAUUCGGAUACAGACUGCAGCCUGGCUUGAAGGCAUUGGCAACUACAACGGCGCCAUCACCGUCCUGGGCGGCCUUGUUGCCGACUGCCUUCGGUGGGUAGCCGUGAUGGAGAAGGGCGUAGCCGACGGUUCCAUGCCCAAGGAUGGCAAGGUCCUCGCUCCCAAACCACCGACUGAUCAGAAAGAAGCCGCAUCUACAAGCACGAGUGUCAAGCUCGGCGAGCUCAACGCCGACGAGCACGUCAUGCGUCCCGAAGACUCUCAGUCCAGGCUGACGUGGGCCGUCGAGACUGCCCUCAAAGAGUUCAAGAGGCGAACCGACGAGGGAGAGAAAGAGGACGAGGGUCCUUGGAUGAGCCCGAGCGAAAUCGGCGGCGCGCUCGAAUCUCUCGCCCGAAACUAUGAGACGCGGUCACAGUUCCAGCUCGCCCUCCCGCUGCUUUUCCAUGCCCUCCGCCUGUGCGAAGAUCCAUGCCACAGGCCGGUAAUUAUGAACAACCUCGCGGCAUGCUUCGCGCAGCACCCCGCCGGCGUAGCCCUUUCCAUGCCCACCGCCCCCAAGGGCUCGCCCGAAGCCGGCGCCGCCCUCAAGACGCCGACCACCCGCGAGUUUUAUCUACAGUCGGCCCUCAACUGGGCCUCCAAUGCCCGCGCCCACGCCGCCGACGUACGGGGCGACGACCGCACACCGGAAUGCGACGAGGCCUGCGCAGUCGCCUUGUGCAACCUCGGAGACAUUUACGCGCUUGCGGGGAGGCCCUCCGAGGCUCGCCGCAGUUAUGAAGAGUGCGUCAAGAUGAGCCAGGGAUUGGAUUUCCCGGCCGGUGUAGCUCAGGCGCAGGCCGGGCUGGGUCGUUUGGGAAAUGCCGUGAAAGCCUCGUAA